Molecule: messenger RNA, 1298 nt
Organism: Solenopsis invicta (red fire ant)
Lineage: Eukaryota; Metazoa; Arthropoda; Insecta; Hymenoptera; Formicidae
Exons: 5
Coding region: 72-1100 (342 amino acids)
Source: RefSeq, a predicted model, not a curated record
UCGAGCAGUCAUUUGAAAUAGUUCGUUUUCGUACACCAUCCAGAACAGUCGUGCUGUGUAGAAAGCCGAAAAUGUCCGUGAUACAAUUUGCGGAAGAAUUUACGCGUCUAAUCCUUCGUCACACGAAAACAAACGAGUUAUCGUCAGAUGAUAUCAUGCCUUUAAACAAUGAAGAAAUAGUGUUUACCAUACAUCAUGUGCUUGACGCACUCAACAUAAAGAAUUUUAAUGACAAGAAUAAUAAUAGUAAUCUGAUAGAAACAUCCAAUGGCAACGCUGAAAUAAAUCCAGAAACUUCGACUAUAAAGAUAAAAUGUGAAUUAGAUAUGGAGGAUGCAUCCAGCUGUCCUGAAGAUGUACAAUCUGUUUUUACGAAUGAUUCGUCUGUUUCUGAAGUCUCACUACCAGUUCUUAAAAAAGAACGAGAGGGUUCUUUCGAUGUAUUACAAAACGAAAAAAAGUUUAUUUCACGAUCGAAUCCUAUGAUUUGCGUAAACAACAUUAGCAGAUCAGACACUUUUAUUCGCGAGGGAAACCAGAAAAAGAUUGAAGAGGAAGUUUUCGAAAGUAAUUUAUCAGGAUAUCUACUCGUAACAUUGACCGAAAUACGAAAGUUUCUUAUGAACAUCACAGUGAAGCUGAAUGAUCUAGAACAAUUAUUGCCAAACAAAAUUACGGUAAAAAAGCAAAAAUCAUCUCUAACUAAUAGCUAUUCUAGUCCCCGUCGCACUUCAACUAUAAACAAAACGAGGGUGUCAACUAACGCUUGCAAAUCAAGUAGCAACUUGUCUGGAACACCGACGUCUUCUAAAAUGCUUGCAACAGAAAAUAAAAAUAUUUUCGAAAGACGUAAAAGUACAGGCGGAAUUGGGGCUAAUGCUGUAGCUCCUGAAAAAUCUGGCACGUCUACGCCAAAAAUGGAUACAUCAAAUCGCAGUCACAAUCAAUCGGUAUCAAUUAUGAAUUUAUCAACAUCUAGCAAGAUAUCACCAUCCGUUGCAAAUCGACCUCAUAAAUUUACGAAAAAUCCGAAAUACGCUCAUGUACGAAGCACUAUACCGAAAGCAAUCAGUCAAAAGAAAAAGAUACAAGAAUCAUAAUAACCGUUAAGAUAAGGUAACACAGUAAAAUAAUUAUAUUUAUUUAUAAAAUAAGAAACAAUUUUGGAGUCAAAUUCCUUACACUGUUUUGCUACAGACGACUUUAAAUUCCUGUAUUUACUUAAUAAUUUGUUUAUAAUCGCAUAUUUGUUUAAUAAUUUGUUCAUAAACUAAAUUAAUAAAAUUUUAUAUAUAACC